UCCGAGCCAAACUCAAUAAUAAAAUCUAAACCAGCUGCGAAAGCUACGAAAACUGAUCUACCAGCAAAAUUUACUGAGAAAUUGGUCUUAGAAAGCAAGCCAACCACUCAACCAAAAUCUUCAAGUAAGCUUUGGUUACGCAUAGAAGAAGGUGAAGAGAAGUUCUAA
Messenger RNA from Adineta ricciae, 168 nucleotides. Lineage: Eukaryota; Metazoa; Rotifera; Eurotatoria; Adinetida; Adinetidae. The record is from the annotation of a GenBank genome assembly.